CUAAGGGAGCAAUAGUCUUUGCUUUCUGUAGUAGGUACUCCUGAUGACGUGGUGAAGCAAGGUGAGCUACCCUGAAGUCAAUAUGAGGACAAUAUCAAGGCCUUCUGUCUCAUGAAAUGAAAUGCCAAAAGAGGUGGGGAAAUUUGAGAGAGAACAAACCAUGGUAAUGUGCAUGGAUAACUGCGUGAACUGUAAUUAAUGACGGAGGGCAGGCUAAUGAGAUAAGGAAAUCUCAUCUGAACAAAGCUCAUGAGUCAAGCAGGAUUUGGGGAAUUUCACAAUUCCUCCACUGGUGUGUGGUGUUUACUCUGACCUCUCUUCAGGCAGCCGUUAAUUGCUGCCUGAUGAACCAAACCCAAUAACAACAUUAACAGACCUGCUAAUUACCACGGAAUGGAGACUAACUCCUCCAGAACGUAUAAAGGAGAACUUCUGUCACCCCCACCAGAGGAGCUGAGGAUCCUUCACUCUCAUUUCUCCUCCUGCUUCAGAACCUUCCCUGCCUGUGCUCUCGCCUUCUCUUAACGCUCUGAAAGCGACGCUAUGAGCCAACAUUUCUACCGAUUUGGGGAUGGGAAUUUCAGUUCUUUUUCUGCUCACUGUGGCAGACUGGGUGGUGGGAGAAGUUCAUCUACCGUAAGCUAUUGUGAAGACAAUAGAGGAGAAGAAAGGUACAGUGGUUAUGGGUAUGGGUAUGGUUAUGGCAGCAGGAGUCUCCACAACCUUGGUGGGUUUAGGGAUGUUUCUACUGGUGGAGGCUAUGGAGGAGAAGGAGGAGGCUAUGGGAGGUGCCUGGGAUUUGGUGGUAGGAGACAUCUUGAUAGGGGCUUUGGUAGAAGAGGAUAUUUUGUGGGAGCUUUUCAAGGUGGUGAAGCAGGGCUUGGUAGCAUGUGUGGCAGAAGUUCAGGCAGGGAGGUGCUUGGAGGAGGCUUUGGUGGAAGUGCCUUUGGUGAACAAGGGGCUGGACAGGGUUUUGGGCAGGCUGGUGUUGGCAGAGGCAUUGGGGAAGUCCAUGUCAACACCAACCUGCUGAGGCCAAUACAAGUACAAGUUGACCCCGAGUUCCAGAGAGUGCGGUCAGAUGAGAAAGAGCAGAUUAAGGCUCUCAACAACAAAUUUGCAUCAUUCAUCAAUAAGGUUCAAUGUCUUGAGCGGCAGAACCAGGCUCUGCUGGCCAAAUGGGAACUUCUGCAGCAGCAAAGUGCCCGACCGGAGGAGAGCAGAAAUAUCACCUCUUUCUUCCAAUCUUACAUCAGCAACCUGCAGAGGCAGCUAGAAAUGCUCCAGAGCCAGAAGGAGCAGCUGGAUCCAGAAGCUUAUAAUAUGCUUCAGCUUGUUGAAGAUUAUAAAAAGAGAUUCGAGGACGAGAUCAACAAGCGCGCAUCUAAAGAAGAGGAGUUUGUGGAGCUUAAAAAGGAACUGGACAGUGCCUACAUGGGAAAAAUGGAGUUUGAUGUUCGGGUGGAAAUACUGAAGCAGGAUCUUGAGUUCCUUAGAUGCUUACAUGAAGCUGAGCUGUCCCAGCUGCAAACAGUAGUUGGCAACACCAAUGUCAUUCUGUCCAUGGACAACCAUAGAGAACUGAACAUGGAUGGCAUCAUUGAAGAAGUCAGGCAGGAGUAUGAGACAAUUGCUCAGAGAAGCAAAGCUGAAGUAGAUGCCAUGUAUCAGGGCAGGUACCAGGACCUUCAGAACAUGUGGGUAAAUCAACGUGAGCAACUGAGGAACAGUUAUCAGGAAAUCCAGGAACUUAUCAGGCAGAUCCAAAGACUACAACAAGAAAUUGAAAUUGCAAGGAGAAAGAAUAACAGCCUCCAAGAAACCAUUAAAGAUGCUGAGCAGCGUGGGAGCUCUGCCAUCACAGAUGGCCAGCAAAAGCUUCAGGAUUUGGAAAAUGCCCUGCAGCAGGCCAAAGAUGAUCUCACUCGCCUUCUUCAUGAUUAUCAGGAGCUCCUGAGCGUGAAAAUGGCCCUGGAUAUUGAAAUUGCCAUGUAUAGAUCACUUCUUGAGGAGGAGGAGACCAGGUAG
Molecule: messenger RNA, 2028 nt
Organism: Harpia harpyja (harpy eagle)
Lineage: Eukaryota; Metazoa; Chordata; Aves; Accipitriformes; Accipitridae
Product: keratin, type II cytoskeletal 1-like
Exons: 7
Coding region: 544-2028 (494 amino acids)
Biological process (GO): intermediate filament organization; keratinization
Cellular component (GO): keratin filament
Molecular function (GO): structural constituent of skin epidermis
Source: RefSeq, a predicted model, not a curated record